ACACAUUUAUGCGCCGGAUAUGUUUCCUUCCCUGUAUCUCCCGAAUGCUGAUGUGUUUAAAAAAAAUGACACCGCACUUGGAUAUCAGGCUCUGAGUACUUCUACAAUAAAAUAAUAAGACAGAAAAUUGGCGGUGGGUCCGAGGACAGAGCAGACGGAGAGGAGAAGAUAAUCAUCAGCGGAACACGGAGCGAAUGGCGCCCAAAGGUAAAGUCGGCACGAAGGGAAAGAAGCAGAUCUACGAGGAGAACGAGGCGACGCUCAAGUUCUACACAAGAGUUAUCCUUGGAGCAAAUGCGAUCUACGCUGCUGUGAAUUUCUUGGUUUUCUACAGUUCCUCUACAUUUUGGACAUGGCUGCAGCUGGUGUUUGCCGUCGCCGUGUACGUUGGGAGUUACCGCUCCAUGUCAGCCAUGGCCAAGCCAGCGUUUGCUGAGGACGGAAGCCUCCUGGAUGGAGGAAUAGAUCUAAACAUGGAGCAGGGAAUGGCAGAGCACUUGAAGGAUGUAAUCCUGCUGACUGCCAUAGUUCAAGUGCUGAGCACAAUCUCCUCAUAUUUCUGGUAUCUCUGGUUGCUGGCUCCAGCCCGUGCCCUCCACCUGCUUUGGGUGAACUUUCUGGGCCCCUGGUUCAUGGCAGAAAACCCAUCUGCACCAGAGGAGGUGAAUGAGAAAAAGCAGAGAAGACAAGAGCGCAGACAGAUGAAGAGGUUCUGAUGGCGCCGAGCAGACGGAGCAGUAUUUUUGUACACAAAAUCUAAUAGAUGGCAAAGAACUCUGAGCUUAUUCCGGAAGUCAUUUUGUUCAUUUAAACUCUGAAUGAUUCUCUGGAAGUUUCUUCUCUGUUUUCCUCUCAAAUCAGAUUUUUCCUAAAUGGUGAAAUGAAUUGUUCCCAGUUUAUUGCCCCCGUCUGAACAUCAUUAAGAUAUUGAAGUGUUUUGCCUUUGGCCCACAGCACGUUUCCUUCAAGUUACCCACCAACAUCCAAACAC
Molecule: messenger RNA, 991 nt
Organism: Nematolebias whitei (Rio pearlfish)
Lineage: Eukaryota; Metazoa; Chordata; Actinopteri; Cyprinodontiformes; Rivulidae
Gene: tmem208
Product: transmembrane protein 208
Exons: 6
Coding region: 195-716 (173 amino acids)
Biological process (GO): vacuolar protein processing
Cellular component (GO): intracellular membrane-bounded organelle
Source: RefSeq, a predicted model, not a curated record